AUGACAAGUAAAGGAUUUUGUGUCAAAAUUUAUUUUGAUCUUCACAUUAUAAAUUGUCCAGGUGUUUGGUUGUGUCCGAAUGGAACAGUAGCAUUGCAAAUAAAUAGCCUAAACUCUCACAUAGAAUCUCGAAAAGUGACACCAAGUUUUCCGCUUGUGCUUGACGAUAAGUUUCUCUUUAAAAAAAUAUUUACUGAAGUCGGUACACUGACAGAGCUCGAGUGUUGCCUAGAAAAUGAAUUUUUUUACGCUGAGCUGAUCCAAUGGCCCUCUUCAGAGGACAAAGGAGUCAUUUUAGCGACAUUUGAAACUAAUCUCGUUGAUCUUCUUUACCCAGCUCCUUGCUACAGAGGACUAAUGUCUGGUGUUGACGUUGACUUACUUAUGGAACCUACUAAAUUUUUUCCUGCAACUUCGCAGAGCGAAACUCACGUAAAUGACUGUUACCAAAGAUCACUGCGAAGAAACACUAAACAGACAAAUUCUUAUCCUUGUAAAGAUUCAAUCCUUGAUUGCACUCCAAUCCAGCAAUUCCACAACUUGGAUAAUUGUCCAGUUUGCUCGAAAUAUCAGAAUUACUUUUCCAAGGGCUCUCGAACAGAUGCCACUCUGAGAAGUACUGAUAGCCGCAAGGAGGCUUCUUAUGGAUCAUGCGACGUGGCUAAUUGCACUGAACACUCUUCAGAGACGACAAUAUCAGCGUAA
Molecule: messenger RNA, 705 nt
Organism: Cotesia congregata
Lineage: Eukaryota; Metazoa; Arthropoda; Insecta; Hymenoptera; Braconidae
Source: the annotation of a GenBank genome assembly